AUGAAUCUGAUUUAUUUUAGGUAUAAACAAAUUAUUUUCUACACAUUAUACUUAUCAUAUUGGAUUAUUCAUAUUCUUACAUUUUGUACAUGCUUUGCAUAUUUCACAAAUUUGCCAGAAAUACAAGUUUAUGAAAAUCUAACAAUUGGUACAGUGAUUAUAUCCGACUUACGCAAUUUACUUGGUGUACCAAAAUCAAGUUAUAUAAAAUUAGGUCCUGGUUCAUUGACACAAUACUUUCGUUUAGAUAAUAUAACUGGCAAUGUACAUAGUAUAUCUUCAGUUGAUUUAGAAACAAGUAAUUUAUGCAGUGCAGAAAAUUCCUGCUGCCCUGAUUAUCAGCAUGAACAGGCGCCCAAUGAGUUGUUACAUAAUAAUCAAUAUACUGAAAAUGAGCUGAACUAUUAUUAUCCAGAAGAUUUGUCUAAUAACCUUGAUUAUAUGAGGGAAAAUGAAGUUUCACAACAUACAUAUCAGUGUAAAUUAACCGCUUUCAUAUUAGCUUCAAUAGAUAAUGUCAUGCAAAUAUCCCCAAUCGCGAAACUACAUGUAAACAUUAUCGAUUUGAAUGAUAACUAUCCACAGUUUAAUAAGUUUUUGGAUUAUCAAACUAAUUAUCGAUCGGAAUCCAUAUAUCUAUCCUAUUUCGAAGGUUCCUUAGGUGUGAACAUGAAACAUGAAUUACCAAGAGCAUUUGAUGCAGAUUUUUCACCGACAAAUCGUGUUAAAAACUAUUGGAUUGAAUGGGACAAUUCGAAUUAUAGAGCAACUGACAAUUUACAUCAAUCGUCAGUUAGUAAAUUUUCAACGUUUUCAUCUAAAUCUACAAUGACAUAUACAAAUGGUCAAAUUUGGUCUAAACUUGGCCCAUUUCGAUUGAUCUAUGAAAAAUCUGUUGGAAAUUUAAUUAUUCAACUUGAUCAUGAAUUAGAUCGUGAAGAACAGUCAAUUUAUAAACUACGUUUAAUAGCUCAAGAUGGUGGUGAUUUACGCGGUUCAAUUCAAUUAAUUAUUGAAGUAGAUGAUGUCAAUGAAUUCCCACCCAUGUUUAUUGAUGCCGACCAUGACAGUAAAAUGGAAAAUUCUCAUCUGCUUUUAUCGCAUACUACUCAAGAAGUUUUUAAAAAGCAAUAUAGAUUAAAAGAAUCUUUAGAUAUAGGUAGUCGUAUUGGACAAUUGAAAGCCAUUGAUCGUGACUUAUCAAUGUUAUCCAAUGAAUCAACCAAUCAAAUUACUUAUCAUUUCAGUUCAAAUCAAAUGAAUUGGGAUGCGACAAAUGUUUUUCACUUAGAUUCUCAAUCUGGCAUUUUAACUUUAAAACAUUCAUUAGACUAUGAAAGCGUUAAAAACUAUCGAUUAACUAUCAUAGCCACAGAUGGUAUAAAAAAUGAGAAAGAGACCUUGAAAUCAUUCAUUUCAACAAAAUCAACUAUCAAGAAAUCAUCACAGAUUAUUCACUCCGCUACAGCAUUAGUUGACAUUAUAGUUCUUGAUGUAAAUGACAAUCCACCAGUUAUAUUAUUUGACAAUGAUUAUAUCACAGCGAAUAAACAGAAUAAAAUAGCAACUUCAAGUAAAACAUUGAAUAUAACCAGUAAAUCACAUGAAAUAUGGAUUAAAGAAAACAUACCCAUUGGUACACCAAUUGUAUAUUUCAAUGUGAUUGAUCAUGAUACUGGCCAAAAUGGUCGUAUAUCAUGUCAAUUAUUAAAUUCAACAGAAAUAUUCAGCAUACAUAAAUUGUCUGAUUUGUAUCGAAUUGAAACACAAAGUUUGCUGGAUCGUGAAAGCAUAGAUCAAUAUACUGUCAUGAUACAAUGUCAUGAUAUGGGUGAACCAAUGUUAUACAAUACAAAAUCGUUAAUUAUUCAUUUAAUCGAUACAAAUGACUCACCGCCUAGUUUUCCAUUGAAUGUAUAUCAUUUUCAUGUAUUGGAAAACAGUAAUCCAGGAACACCGAUUCAACCGGUUAGUAAUGCAUAUCCAACAUUUAUUUCAGCUACAGAUCCUGACUUGAACAGUACUCUCACUUAUCGAUUAGAGCCGAGUGAACUCCAACCAUUGAACAAUCAAUCAGACAAUAAUAAUAAUAAUAAUAAUGUUAAUUUCAGAAAUCCUUUAUUAGAUUAUCAAUUAUUUUCUAUUGAUCCUAUCAAUGGUCAAAUAUUUACUCAAGGUGAAUUAGAUCGUGAAAAGAAAUCAUCCUUGGAAUUUUAUGUAUGUGUUAAUGAUAGAUUGUAUUCAGCAUGUGCAAAAGUCAUUGUAGAUUUAGACGAUACAAAUGACAAUGCACCAAGUUUUAAACAUGAUACUUAUGUGAUUAGUUUAGAAGAGAAUAAACAGUAUGAUGAACCAAUUAUUUUAUUCAGUGUAUACGAUUUAGAUUCAAAUAAUCAAGGCUUUAAAUUCAACAUUUGGAUUGAUUCGAAUAAACCGCCAGAACAAAACAAUGCAAUGCUGAUGCAACAAUAUCAAAAUGAAAAUUCCACUCAAUCACAAUAUAAUAAUAAAUCAAUAGACUUGAAGGCACAUGACAAUUUAGUCAGGAAACAUUUCACUUUAAAAGACAAUGCAUUAUACUUAUUGCAUAGUUUAGAUAGAGAACAAUGCACAGAUUAUCAUUUCUAUGUACAAGUACAAGAUGUACAUCGCAAUUUAGCACAUUUUAACAAUACACCACAAUUCAAUGCAUAUUUAACAAGUCAAACGGAAAUAUUUAUUCAUGUCACUGACACAAAUGAUAAUUUGCCAAUAUUUAUCUUUCCAAAUGCGACCACAUCCUCUGGUAAUCGACUCAUUACAUCAUGUCGUGAAAUGAUAGGCAGUUCAAUUGGUCAAAUACAAGCAUAUGAUCCGGAUCAAGGCUUGAAUGGAACAAUUAUUUAUAGUUUAAUUAUGCCAUCAUUGAAAACACAAUCGCUGUUUUAUUUAAAUAAUAUUUCCGGUGAAUUAUUUGUUCAUACUGAUCGAUUAGUUGAAUAUUGUGGCAAGAAUAUCACUUUAAUUAUAUCGAUCAAUGAUCAAGGUUCACUGACAAGUAAAAUUCAAAGAUCUUCACCAAUGGAACAUUUAAUUAUUCAAUUAGAUGAUAUACCAAUUAAAGUUAAAUCAUCAUCAUCAUCAUCAAUAAUUUCACAAGAACAAAAUCACCAAUUGAAACAGAAAUGGACAUUGAAUCCCACUAGUCUAUCCGAUUCAAAUUUGUUGAUUAGUACUAGUAGCAAUCACAAUAAUGAUAAUACAAGUACAUUUACAACAAAAAUUAUUCUUAUCAUUACACUUGGCAGUUCAACUAUUUUUCUGAUUGGUUUAUUAAUUAUAUCAACUAUAUUAAUAUUAUAUAGUAAAUCAAAACGUCGAAAAUUAUUAUUUGCAUUAAAAAACUUACAAUUAAAAGAGAACAUUCAUAAAAUUCAAUAUGGCGCUAAUCAUACAACAAAUGAACAUUUAAUUUGUAUGGAUUGUAAACAAAAAGAAUUAAGUAAAAUGUUAUUUCCCCCCGCUGCUACUGCUACUGUUAACAAUAAUAAUAAUAAUGAUUAUUCAACGAAAACAAGUGAACAUUAUCCGACUUCGAUGUUGAAGCCGAAAUCGAUUAAUGAAGAAGAAGUUGUUGAUGCUAAUGUUGAUCAUCAACAUCCUCCUCAUAGUGAACAAGGUAAUGUUCGAAUUCAUUUGCAUUCUUAUAGUCCAUAUACAACGUACGGAUUACGUCACUGCAUCCAUGAUUCAAAUAGUGUAAACAUACCAGAAUUCAAAGAUGACAAUAUUAAUGAUCAUAAACAACAGAAUACAGUUUAUCCAACUUCUCAUCUACAUGAUUCUAAUUUCGAUAAUCAUUGUCUACUCGGUCAAUCACCUUCAUUGUUAUCUACACUAUCAUUAUCACCAUCACAACAACAGAAAAGACAAUUACCAACUUUGUCAUCAUCGUUCAGGAGAGAAGGCCAACCAAGUUGUAAUAGAGAUAGUGGCAACAAUUGUUUGAUAACAUCAGGUUGUUCUAUAUUGAAUUGUGAAGAAACUGAACACUCAUCAGCAUUACGAACAAUAUCCCAACCACGAAACGAUCAAGUAACUCCUAUUUCAGUAAAAUUAAAUAUUCAAUCUCACUGUGACACUUUACGAAAACAUCUUGAUCAUCAUGAUCAAGGAAUAUUGAAUGGAAGCCAGAAAAUAUUUGAAAACAAUGAGAAAUGCAACAUUACACAAGAUUAUCAACGGAUAAAUAAAUGUGGCUAUGAGAAACCUCCUCUAUGUAGACCACCAUCUAGAUCCUUAUUGAAUAAUUGUAAUAAUAAUAAUGCUCUGUCUCAUAGUGCACAAAAAACACAACAUCUUCAAGACAAAUCGAAUUCUCCAAUACAAAUGCCUAAAACUGUCAGUUUUAUUCCACCUAUGCCAUGUUUUGAUAAUUACCCUUUAAAAAGAACAUUAGAUCAUAUUAAUACUAGUAAUAAUAAUACUAAUAAUAAUAAUAAACAUUUUAUGGAUAGUUUUAUAUUAAAAUCUACAUCUGGAACUUAUGAACUCUGCGGUCAUCAACAUCUUUGUCAAUUUAAAUCACAUCCAAAUAUUUCAGUUUGUACUAUUGCUGACAUAGACGAUCUACGCUUAAAUGACAAACCAAAUAUUUCACAAACCAAUCAAACUAUUAAUCCUCAAUUAUCUCCCUAUGGUAGACGAAAUUUUCUUCAUAAAAAAAACCAGUUGCCUCUCCCUCCACCAUUACCGCAUCGAUUUUUAACACCUCCGUGUACAAGGAGACUCAUACAAUCAAAUUGUCAUAUGAAACCAUUACCACUGAACGAGAACAAUGAAGGUUACAAGAUGUUUUCAAUGGAGAAACAAUGUAACUGUACCUUGGCAAAUGCUAACAAGCCACCUACUUCACCAAAAUUUUCAAACCAAGGAUUAUCUUUCAUGACGGAAGAUCGAAAUAUCACCGGUAAACAUGUUGCUUCUAUUGGUAUGAAUACAAGUGAUGCGGAUAAUCAAGAACGAAACAAUAACAUUCAUGAGACCUCCGACGAAACAUCAAACAUUCUAUGCUGUGAUUAUAUGAGUAAUUAUGAAUCAGAGAUUUGUUCACAGUGUCAAUUAAUCAAUUUUAGAAAUAGUCCAACACCUGUCCUUGAAGUUACACCUCGUUCCACAACUGUCGCUAUGAAAAGUGCUUUGAACGAUUGUACCAUCAUGACUAUCUGUACAACUGAUCCAACGCAUAGUACUCAUUCUGUUAUUAGUAGUAGUGAUUCAUCGUAUUAUACAAAAAAUAAUUGUCCAUUGUUCAAUAUUACUAAUGUGAAAAAUAAUCAACAUAAUGAAUAUAUGCAUCAGUUGGAUUAUUCAACAAAUUCUUUAACAAAUAUACGAGAUUUAUUUAAUUCAUGUGUAUAA
Molecule: messenger RNA, 5400 nt
Organism: Schistosoma turkestanicum
Lineage: Eukaryota; Metazoa; Platyhelminthes; Trematoda; Strigeidida; Schistosomatidae
Source: the annotation of a GenBank genome assembly